Messenger RNA from Papilio machaon (common yellow swallowtail), 1386 nucleotides. RefSeq names its product E3 ubiquitin-protein ligase RNF220 (gene RNF220). Gene Ontology annotation, biological process: protein ubiquitination. Gene Ontology annotation, molecular function: ubiquitin protein ligase activity. Bases 36 to 1187 code for a protein of 383 amino acids. Lineage: Eukaryota; Metazoa; Arthropoda; Insecta; Lepidoptera; Papilionidae. The transcript is spliced from 8 exons. The record is from RefSeq and is a predicted model, not a curated record.
UUUUAUUAAAUGUAAAUCGUGAUGUUAUUAGAUUUAUGUUACAGUGUCUGAAAAACUUUGAAAUGUUACCUGUUCUUAUGUAUAAUAUGGAAGGAUCUUCUAAUUUGAACAGCGGUGGUAACAACUUUUGUAGUGUUUACGAUGAGAAUAUUAUUCUAAAUAGUGUUAGAAAUCGGAAAAAGGUAUCGGAACAAGCAAAUUGCCCUGUAUGUAGUUGUACAAUAAGAAAUGGAGAAUUGGAGUCACAUCUUGCUCUAGAAGUAGAAAGAUUACAAAAACUAUCGAGUGGUGGAUCUAAACGGAAACUUAGUUCUAACAGUCCUACUAAUUCGAAUCUAGCAGUUGCUAGUUCAAGUAAUACUGAAGUUCAAAAUGAAGAUAUUGAUGUAACUGGUUGUUUGGGAAGUGAUGUUUAUCAAAGGGUACAUACAAAUCGUUUAAGAAGACUACGUGCUAGACGUCGCUCGACACCACCUCCACAAACUGGAGAGUGUCCUGUCUGUAAUGCCGUGUUACCUGUGUCCAGACUGCAACGACAUGCAUUACGAUGUCUCAAGAGAACUGGUGCUGAAAUGGAUGAUGAUGUACCAGAUACCAGUUCAGAAGAAGGCAGUAUUGAUGUUGAGAACGAUGAGCCAACAGGGGGCUUCGGGGCUGAGUACCAGUGGUGCGGCGAGUGGCGGGUUAGGGCUGCAGCACUGCAGGCCGCCGAGGGCAGAGUCGCCACUGCUGUGCGAAGAGUCUCCAAUGAUCAAGCAUUGGUAGUAGACGGUGAUGAAGAUACAGAGUUGUAUGGACCACCGCAGUAUUCACCAUCCAGGAUAGCACCAGAUGCAGAUAUACCUUUAGUUAGAGACGAACAGACAGAAGAAAGUACUAUAGAUAAUCAAGAUGAACCUAUCAAGAGAUAUGAAACAUCAAAAUCUAAUGGUAUUGUUGAAGCAAGUGCAGAAACAAGAAUACAAGCUUUAAAAGCUAAAAUAAAAGAUUUAGAAAGCAGACAGAAUUCAGCUUCCGAGGCAAAAUGUCUAAUAUGUUUGGGUCCACAUAUAUCUCCGGCUGUGUCCAUACAAUGUUGGCAUGUUCAUUGCGAGGUAUGUUGGUUGCAAUCGUUAAAAGCAAAGAAAAUAUGUCCACAAUGUAACGCAAUCACAAGUACACAACAUUUGAGAAGGAUUUAUAUGUAAAUUUAAAAAUAUAGAAAAUCUUUGAUUCAUAUAAAAGGAAUAUAUGAUACUUUAACACAAACCCUAAAUAAGGCAAAAAAAGCACCAUAUGCCGUCAUAAGGCAAAGUAAACAUUGCCUCCAUAUGGAAAAGGAAACACCAUAUGCCUCCAUAUGGCAAAGAAAACAACAAAUGCCUUCAUAUAGGAAAGGAAACACCA